AUGUCCGCAUCCGACAAGCCAGUUUUUGUUUUCGUGCCUGGUGCAUGGCACACAGCCGACACAUUCGAUGUCGUCCGACAACUGAUGCUCAGCCGCGGGCUGGCGAGUGAGGCGAUCGCUUUGCCUUCCGUUGGCGGACCUCUUGAAAAGGGUCUGCAUGCAGACAUCGAAUACUCCAAAGAGAUUCUCCGAGAGAUGGCCGACGCCGGGCGCCAUAUCGUGGUUGUGAACCAUUCAUACGGUGGAAUGGUCGGAUCGGGCGCUGUGGAGGGACUUGGAUUCAAACAGCGUGCCGAGGCCGGUCUGCCUGGCGGUGUUAUCAUGGUAGUUUGGAUGGCGGCUUUUGUGACUCCUAAAGGUCAGACUGUGUUGGAUCAAUUGGGUGGAGACUGGCUCCCAUGGAUGAUAAUUAAGAACCCCGAUGACGGAUAUUGCUGGUCCUCCAGCGCCGAGAAGAUAUUCUACCACGACAUGUCACCAGAAGCGCAGCAAGAGGCAAUUGCCAAGCUUCGACCACAGCCGCAGAAGUCAUUCAAUGAGCCUGCUGUGCACGAGCCGUGGCACGAGAUGCCCAGCAUGUUCUUGUUCUGCGAUCAAGAUCAGGCUCUUCCAUUGGUGGUUCAGGAGAACAUUGCCAAGAACCUGGUGAACCCAGUGACUUACCACGUCGAUGGAUCUCAUUCUGCCUUCUUGAGCGUCCCAGAGCAGGUCAUCGAUGGCUUGGAGCUUGCUUUGAAAGAGGGUCAACAGCAAAGCGGUAUUCUUGUGAAUUAG
Molecule: messenger RNA, 774 nt
Organism: Penicillium brevicompactum
Lineage: Eukaryota; Fungi; Ascomycota; Eurotiomycetes; Eurotiales; Aspergillaceae
Product: alpha/beta hydrolase
Exons: 2
Coding region: 1-774 (257 amino acids)
Source: RefSeq, a predicted model, not a curated record